Harpia harpyja (harpy eagle) is the source of this 2098-nucleotide messenger RNA. RefSeq names its product tumor protein p63 regulated 1 like (gene TPRG1L). Lineage: Eukaryota; Metazoa; Chordata; Aves; Accipitriformes; Accipitridae. The coding region runs from base 31 to 879 and encodes 282 amino acids. The transcript has 5 exons. The record is from RefSeq and is a predicted model, not a curated record. Gene Ontology annotation, cellular component: synaptic vesicle; cytoplasm.
CCCGGCCCGGCUCGGCUCGGCUCGGCCGCGAUGCUGCAGCUCCGGGACGCGGUGGAGGGCGGCCCGGCCGGCAGCCCCGGUUCCCCCGAAGCGGAGACGGCAGCGGCGCUUCUGGUGCCGAGAGAGACCGGGCCGCCCUUGGAAACGAUCGCCGGGCGCGGCUCCCCGCCCGCCGGGCCCCCGCCUCGCCAGACGCUGCGGCCGCUCAGCGUGCGCACCGCCGGCCGCGCCGGCCGCCUCCGGGAGUACUUCGUGUUCCGGCCCGGCACGAUAGAGCAGGCGGUGAACGAGCUGCGCGCCGUCGUGCUGCCCGCCGAGGACGGGGGGGUGCAGAGCGUCUGGCUGCUCACCGAAAUCGAUCACUGGAACAACGAGAAGGAGCGUCUCGUUCUUAUCACGGAUUGGUCCCUCCUGAUCUGCAAAUACAACUUCAUCAGCCUGCAGUGCCAGCACGUGACGAGGAUAGGCCUCAGUGCAGUUGAUACCAUCUCUGUAGGAGAGUUUGAGUUCCCACCCAAAUCUCUGAACAGGCGAGAAGGUAUCGGUAUUCGAAUUCAGUGGGACAAGCAAAGUCGCGCCUCCUUCAUAAACAGAUGGAACCCGUGGUCCACAAACAUCCCAUAUGUCACCUUCACCGAACAUCCAAUGGCAGAUGCUGAUGAGAAGAUUGCAUCCCUUUGCCUAUUGGAACACUUUAAAGCUCAGCUAAUUCAAGCUGUGAAGAAAGCCCAUAAGGAGUGCCCCUUGCCAGGAAGGGCUAACGGCGUGCUAGUGCUGGAGCGUCCUCUUCUGAUCGAGACUUACCUGGGAUUGAUGUCCUUCAUCAACAACGAGGCCAAACUUGGCUACUCCAUGACAAGAGGCAAAAUUGGAUUUUAAAACUCGUUGCAUUUUAAAAUUCAUUGCAUUUAAUCUUUUCAAGGGAAAGCAAUUUGAUAGCGGUCUCCUGGGGAGAGCACGCCGUGUGGCAGAAUACCCAAUAAUCAAAGUGAAGAAGUUAGGGGAACGAAAGGUGGUAGUUGUGGAUCUGACUGUUCACGGGAGGCCCUGGUUGUUAUGGUCGGGUCAGAUUCAUCUGAAGCAGAUGCAAGGUAGUGUCAUUCUUGUAUUUUCCAUUCCUAACUACAUGUUCUUCCCUGUUAAUUAAGUGCGAUUGGUAUCUGCUACAAACACCCUGCACAAAUAGCCAAGGUGCAGUGGAAUGUUCAUGCCGUAUUACAGUUGCAUCCCUACAUAUGGUGUCAAAUCAUGUAGUGUGCUUGGGAUUGAUUUGUAUUGUUUAAAGAGGUAUUAGUGGUCACAAUUACACUAAUCUUAGCAUUUUGAUUAAUGCCUGUUAAGAAUUUUGAAAGCUGUGUCAGUCAUUCUUUUGCAAAACAGAGUCAGCAAAUUUUGUUAAAGCUGUACUGCUACAUCCGCUCAGAAGCAGUGUAUGUGAACUAUUACUUUGUAAACUGAAGCAUAUGGCUGAAUAUGUGUUUAUUAGCUUUUCGUAAAAAUACCUCCCUCUAAGAACUGAGUCUAACUGCCUAGUUUCUUAUGUAUGUUUUCUUGCUGCAGCCAUAGCAUAAAGACUCUUCUGAGAGAAUAUUGCCAAAAGCCUCACAAACACAUUUGCCUUCAAAGCUAUUUAUAAAACUGAAAAGGAAUUCUAUUUUGAUUAGAUUUAUAUUCUUAGCAUUUUUUCUUAAAUCUACUCUACUUUGGGACACAGCAGCAGUACAGGACUUCUUAAUGGAGACAGAUAAAACUUUAAGCACUGUACAUCAAUCUUGAUUUACACAUACAAAUGAAACUCAGAAGCAGCAUAAGAGAUGCCACAACUGAAACUGCCCAUGAGGUUACUCUAACAAGCUUUUUCAUUGUGUAUGACCUUCUAUGCAUGCUAUUUUAUCAGAGCAUUUAUCUGCGCAACUACAAUGCUGAAGAAGUGCUGUGCUGCAGUGAACUUACUUAAAGUAGAUGCGUGUUGAUGAAACUUAUGUAAGGCUGAAGUCAUGAUGGAAUGCAACAAGUUGCAUGCCCCUCUCUCAAUGCAUUUCCUAAGCUAUCUAUUUCAUUUGCCUUAAUCUAGCAGUAAAAUUGAAAUUUCAACUCA